Molecule: messenger RNA, 927 nt
Organism: Osmerus eperlanus (European smelt)
Lineage: Eukaryota; Metazoa; Chordata; Actinopteri; Osmeriformes; Osmeridae
Product: G-protein coupled receptor 35
Exons: 3
Coding region: 1-927 (308 amino acids)
Biological process (GO): phospholipase C-activating G protein-coupled receptor signaling pathway; positive regulation of Rho protein signal transduction
Cellular component (GO): plasma membrane
Molecular function (GO): G protein-coupled receptor activity
Source: RefSeq, a predicted model, not a curated record
AUGAGUUAUUCCAACGUGACGGCGGUCGACCCGUCUCUGAACUCCACGACCCUGGAUACUUCAGGAGUCCGACCCCUCUGGUACCAGCUGGACAUAUGUGAGCCCUCCCCGUACGCGUUUGUGUUCUACUACAGCGUCAAGGUCAUCAACCUGGUGAUUGGAACGCCCUUGAACGUGAUGGUCAUGUGGCAGAUCGCCCGUACCAAGAAGAGCGACUCGUCCACGUCGGACAUCUUCAUCAUCAACCUGGCCAUCCUGGACGCCUACUUCUGCCUCAUGUCCCCCAUCGACAUGGUCAACCGGAUGGUCCUGGCCAGCGACGGCGUGUGGUUCUUCCAGCGCUUCGCCUACGGGGUCAAGGAUACCGCCCCUCUCUUCCUGGUGUGCAUCUGCAUGGACCGCUACGUCGCCGUGGUCCACCCCGUCCUCUUCACCGGCAUCCGUGACAACAAGAUCCGCGCUGCCGUCUCCGUGGUGGCGUGGUCCCUCAUCCUGGCGUACGGCCUCACCAAGAGCAUCCUGGGAGUGAUGAGCGUCAACGAGAUCUUCAGCGGCCUCAUCCUCUUCAGCUUCGCCCUCAUGAUCUUCUGCAACAUCUCCGUCGUCUGGGCGCUGAGGCGCUCCGUGGCGGGCAAGGAGGUCAUGCACCCCGUGAAGAAGAAAGCCCUGAAGAUGGUGCUGACCCUCCUGAGCAUCAUCAUCUUCAACUACCUCCCUCCCGUGGCCCUCAUCCCCUUCUACUCCUACUUCACCGUGGCCCAGUUCCGCUGCCAGGUAGCCACUAGCGUGUUUUCCAUCAUGGACCUGAGCAGCAGCAUCGAGCCCCUGCUCUACGUGACCAAGAUUGACCGGCCGGCCUGGAUGGGGGAGGGGGCAUGUUGCGGGCUGUUUGCCCCCGUCAAGAAGCCCCAGGAGGUGAAGGUGUGA